Molecule: messenger RNA, 2074 nt
Organism: Salvia hispanica
Lineage: Eukaryota; Viridiplantae; Streptophyta; Magnoliopsida; Lamiales; Lamiaceae
Product: DEAD-box ATP-dependent RNA helicase 35-like
Biological process (GO): mRNA splicing, via spliceosome
Molecular function (GO): RNA helicase activity; ATP binding; zinc ion binding
Source: RefSeq, a predicted model, not a curated record
CAUAACAAAAAAAAAGAAGCUUGUUUUCCUCACGGAAACAGUGUCAGCUAUUUAAGCAAGAACCUCCCCCUUACUUGCCGUCUUCUACUCCGUUCCACCUCUCUCAAGAUUCUUAAACAUGGGCUCACAUGGGGAGGAUAUGAUGGAAGAGGAAGAUGAUUACGUUGAGUAUGUUCCUGUGGCGAAGAGGCGCGCGCUUGAGGCGCAGAAGAUUUUGCAGCGCAGGGGGGCGUCUUCUGCAGUCGACGAAGAGAUGGAGAAACAGAAUCUCGUUGAGGCCAAACCAAGUCUACUGGUGAAAGCUUCUCAACUGAAGAAAGAUCAGCCGGAGAUCACCCAAACCGAGCAGAUGAUACUACAGGAGAAGGAGAUGAUCGAGCACCUUUCGGAUAAGAAAACUUUGAUGUCCGUUCGGGAGCUGGCUAAGGGCAUCACUUACACUGAUCCUUUACCCACUGGGUGGAAGCCGCCCUUGCCAAUAAGAAGGAUGUCGAACAAGGCUUGUGAUGCCAUAAGAAGGCAGUGGCAUAUCAUCGUUGAUGGAGAUGAUGUCCCGCCACCAAUCAAGAACUUUAAGGACAUGAGGUUUCCACAGCCCAUUUUGAAGAGUUUAAAAGCUAAAGGGAUUGUGCAGCCAACACCCAUCCAAGUGCAGGGCCUCCCGGUUAUUUUGUCUGGGAGAGAUAUGAUUGGGAUUGCUUUCACAGGGUCUGGAAAGACCCUUGUUUUUGUGUUGCCACUCGUUAUGAUUGCAUUGCAAGAGGAGAUGAUGAUGCCGAUUAAUCCAGGGGAAGGACCUUUUGGAUUGGUUGUUUGUCCUUCUAGGGAGCUGGCUAGGCAAACUUUUGAAGUUGUAGAGCUAUUUCUUGCAUCUUUGAAAGAGGCUGGCUAUCCAGAGCUCCGGCCUUUGCUUUGCAUUGGAGGAAUUGAUAUGAAGUUGCAACUUGAUAUAGUGAAAAAAGGAGUUCACAUCGUGGUUGCUACUCCGGGGCGACUGAAGGAUAUGCUAGCAAAGAAGAAAAUGAAUUUAAACAACUGCAGAUAUCUGACAUUAGAUGAGGCGGAUCGUUUGGUGGAUCUAGGAUUCGAAGAUGAUAUUAGGGAAGUUUUUGAUCACUUCAAGGGCCAAAGACAGACUCUUCUGUUUUCUGCCACCAUGCCCACGAAGAUUCAGAAUUUUGCAAGAAGUGCCCUUGUAAAGCCUGUCACGGUAAAUGUGGGAAGGGCUGGAGCAGCAAAUUUGGAUGUGAUUCAAGAAGUCGAAUAUGUGAAACAGGAGGCGAAGAUCGUUUACCUUCUCGAAUGUUUGCAGAAGACGUCACCCCCUGUUCUGGUAUUUUGUGAGAACAAAGCAGACGUGGACGACAUUCAUGAGUAUCUUCUGUUAAAGGGAGUCGAAGCUGUUGCAAUACAUGGAGGAAAAGACCAAGAAGACAGAGAAUACGCCAUAUCUUCGUUCAAGGCCGGGAAGAAGGAUGUUUUAGUGGCUACUGACGUGGCUUCAAAAGGUCUUGACUUUCCUGAUAUCCAACAUGUCAUCAACUAUGAUAUGCCUGCAGAAAUAGAAAACUAUGUACAUCGGAUCGGAAGGACAGGGCGGUGCGGGAAAACAGGAAUUGCAACAACCUUUAUCAACAAGAACCAGAGCGAGACGACUCUGCUUGAUCUGAAACACCUGCUGCAAGAGGCGAAGCAGAGGAUACCUCCGGUUCUGGCAGAGCUGGAUGACCCGAUGGAAGAUGCGGAGGCAAUAGCUAAUGCGAGUGGAGUGAAAGGUUGCGCCUAUUGUGGUGGGCUUGGUCAUCGGAUUCGAGAUUGCCCCAAGUUAGAACAUCAAAAGAGCCAGCAAAUUGCAAGUUCAAGAAGAGAUUAUUUUGGUUCUGGGGGCUAUCGUGGGGAAAUGUGAUUACAGAGUUAUACUCUUCUCUUCACUCCAAGUAGAUAUAGUGUCGAAACGUUUUAUGUUGUAUUUUGAUGAUGAAUCGAAGAAUUGAAUGUCCAGUUUUGUAGACAAACUUUCGUCUACAGAGUGGUCGAGCAAAUGUGGAAGAUAACAUACUUAACAUUUCUCUUA